AUGGAAGAGAAGAAGAUCGAGGCAGAUGUGAUUGAACCUCGGUGCGGUCAUCCGGACGGUACCCCGACGCCCGAGCGACGCCCGGUGACCGACGUGAAGACCCGGACGCGGACCGAUGCCUACAAUGUUGCCAUCAAUGCUUGUGGGGAAGACUGGCAAGCAGCCAUAGCUUUGCUUGUACAUCUGAAUGCUUCAAGACUCAAAGGAAGUGUGAUUUCCUACAACACCACGAUCAGCGCGACGGAGAAGGCUGGGCAGUGGCAAGUCGCGAUGCUCUUGAUGGAAGAGUUGACCUGCCAGAUGGUGCCCGACAUCAUCACCUACAAUGCCGUCAUCAGUGCAUGCGCGAAAGAUGGGCAAUGGCAACAGGCCAUGUGUUUAUACCAAGCGCUGCUGGGAAGCCGUUUGCAACCCACAGUGAUCACCUGUAGCUCCGUGGUCAGUGCCUGUGAAAAGGGUGGCCAAUGGCAUCGGGCCUUACGUUUGCUUGAAGAUCUUCCAAGAUCCAAAGUCCAGGCAAACAUCAUCACCUUCAACUCGGCCAUCAGUGCCUGUGAAAAGUGUGGGCAAUGGGGUGAAGCCUUGCGGCUCAUGGACGGGCUGAAGGAGCGUGGCCUAUCAGGUGAUGUCGUGACCUUUAACUCCACGAUCAGUGCCUGUGAGAAAGGCGCUGAGUGGCGCCAAUCCCUGCAUCAGAUGCGGAACCUGAGCCUCCGCCAUUUGAAGGCGAACGUGAUUAGCUACAACUCCAGCUGGAGUGCCCAGGAGGAGUGUGGCCAAUGGUUACAAGCCCUGCGAUCACUUGAACAACUUCAUCAAGAGGGCGUGUCAACAGGGAACCUGACCUGCAAUUCAGUGAUCAGUGCGUGUGAGAAGGCCAAUCAUUGGCCUCAUUCAUUGUGGCUUUUAGGCUAG
Messenger RNA from Durusdinium trenchii, 915 nucleotides. The record is from the annotation of a GenBank genome assembly. NCBI's taxonomy places the organism in Eukaryota, Dinophyceae, Suessiales, Symbiodiniaceae.